AUGACAUCUUUAGAAACCGAGCCAUUGUUAAGACAUUCUUCUAUAAUCGAAAUAUCGGAUCGAACGUCAACAGAUUCAACAUUAAUAGACCCACCAGAAUUAGGAGAUCAAGACGAAACUUUGUUUGAAAAAAUUAAAGCCCUGAUGGCAAAAUUUUCAGAAUGGAUCGAUUUUUUAUCGAGAUUUAUACCUUUUGUUAAUCGAGAUAAAAAUAGGAGAGCAGCUUUUUCUAAAAUCCUAAGAGAUGAAUUCGAAAAAAAUAAAUUAAAGAUAUUUAUCGGUACAUGGAAUAUGCACGGAAAAUUACCACCGAAUGGUCUUUCACCUUUUAUUGAUUUUCCUCAUUAUACUGAAAGCGAUAUAAAGAAUAAAUUUUAUUUUAAAAAAAAUUCAAAACAUCCCUAUCAUAUCUUAGUUAUUGGUACUCAAGAAUGUCAACAUAAUAUUAAACACUCAGUCUUUUUCCCUUCAAAAGAAGAAUGGGAACAACGGUUAAAAAAUCAUUUGGGGGAUGAAUAUGUUUUGGUUAAAACUGAAACCAUGGCCGCUUUACAUUUGGCCGUAUUCGUAUGGGCUCGUUGUAAAGAUUGGGUAAAAGGUUAUCAACAUGAUGAAGUGCCAACCGGGUUGGCAAAUUUAUUUGGAAAUAAAGGUGGAAUUGGUAUUUCAUUAUUAUUUGGCAACACCUCUUUUUGUUUCAUAAAUAGUCACUUAGCUGCACAUCAAAGUAAAGUUAAAGAAAGAAAUCAUGAUGUGAAAAAAAUAAGUAAAGAAUUAAAAUUAAAAGGAUUUAAUGCCUCCGAUAAAGUUUUGCCAAAUGUUACGGAUAGGUUUGAUUAUACAUUUUGGUUUGGUGAUAUGAACUAUCGAGUUAACCUUUCAAGAGAACAUGUGGAACAUUUAAUUGCUGAAGAAAACAUUAUUGAGUUAUUAAAACAUGAUCAACUAACGAUUGAAUUAAAACAAUUUCCAUACUUUAAAAAUUUUCAUGAAGCUCCAAUAGAAUUUUAUCCAACAUUUAAAUUUGACACGCAUAAAUCAAGUCAAGAUCAACGAUCUCAAUCUGCUCCAGAGUUAAUUGAACCGAUCAUUGAGACAGAUAUAUUUCAUUAUGAUUCUUCUGUUAAACAACGUGUGCCAAGUUGGACCGACAGGAUUUUAUGGAAAUCCAAAUCAGAUAAGAAAAAAGUUAAGCUUUUGCUGGAUUCUCUGAUCACAGACCCGUUACUGGUUGUUUCUGGGUUGAUUUUGAUUGGAAUCAACCUUUGA
Funneliformis geosporum is the source of this 1269-nucleotide messenger RNA. NCBI's taxonomy places the organism in Eukaryota, Fungi, Glomeromycota, Glomeromycetes, Glomerales, Glomeraceae. The record is from the annotation of a GenBank genome assembly.